UUGUUUAUCUGGACAUCUAAGACACACAUGGAGGAGAAGAGUGAAUCACCACAGAAUGAAACCGAAGAGCUAAAGGCUUCGGUUAAUGCAGUGGAGUUUCUUUACAGCAUUGCACCCCAGGAUCUGGACCAGUGUUUGUUCGCAGAUUCACUUGUGACUGUGUCAGAUUCGGGCCAGGAGCUGGGAGACUUCUCUGUGAGUGUCACCAAGGCGAGCUACAAUGAGGAGCUAUGUUAUCUGCUCCAUGCCAACAGUCAUGGAACGAUUGAUUAUAUUCCUUGUGGUACAUCCAUUAUAGCCUACAUAUCGAGAAAUCUUGAGAUACUGGAAGAGAAUCAUCAUGAAUAUGUAAAGUUAGAAAAUCAGACAGUGGAACGGAAAGUAAAUCUUGUUAAACAGGAUGAUCAGCUUGUGGUAAACCGAAUCAUCUCAGAGAAGGAGGGAGUGAAGACACAAACCCACACAUUUCCACUGAGCUCUCUAAAGGGUUUUGUGUCUGAAUCAUCCAACUUAAUGAUCCUGCGUAUACUUGCUCGGCAGAAGACUGUUCCAGAAAACAUUACGUUCCUGUCAUUUGAUGCCGAUACUGUGCUUUCUAAGUCAGUUUAUAGAGCACUUGGGUGCAAGAAGCAGAUGAUUGGGGAAGAGUUAGUCGAUAUCUUUGGGAUUGAAAGGACUGUCUCUUCUGCAAAGGACUCCUCAGGAACUUGGCAUUGCUAUUUCUUGCCUGAUGGGCAUCUAGCAAGCAGAGUGCAGUUGGGCUCACCUGCAAUUAUGAAGCUCCUGCAUUUGCCUUUCUUGCUUGAUGGAGUGGAGAAAGACCAGAUUCCUGUGUUUGAGAAGAAGCCACUCAUUUGGGAGGAAGACAUGGAGCUUUACUCAAAGUUUCUUGACAGAAAGGAGGAACUCAAAGCAGACUACUCCUCCUACGUCAGACAACACCCUGAGAUAAAGGCUUUACUGGCAGACUUUCUGCAGUUCCUGCUGUUGAGGAAACCUCAAGAUGUCUUCUCCUUUGCUCGUGACUUCUUUGCACCCUAUGCAUCUCAAAGUCCUCCAGGAAAGUCCCGUAAAGACUCACACAACUUUCCAUAGGAAUAACAAACAAUAGCCAAGUGUCUGAUGUAGCAGAGAUUGAAAAUAAAAGUUUUCUUGU
Molecule: messenger RNA, 1156 nt
Organism: Carassius carassius (crucian carp)
Lineage: Eukaryota; Metazoa; Chordata; Actinopteri; Cypriniformes; Cyprinidae
Gene: catip
Product: ciliogenesis associated TTC17 interacting protein
Exons: 9
Coding region: 28-1095 (355 amino acids)
Biological process (GO): actin filament polymerization; cilium organization
Source: RefSeq, a predicted model, not a curated record